Cucurbita pepo subsp. pepo (vegetable marrow) is the source of this 993-nucleotide messenger RNA. The record is from RefSeq and is a predicted model, not a curated record. NCBI's taxonomy places the organism in Eukaryota, Viridiplantae, Streptophyta, Magnoliopsida, Cucurbitales, Cucurbitaceae.
AACUCGAUUUCCUUGCUUCUUGAUUUUUUCAUUAUCUGAACUGGGUUUCUUGAUUUGAACUCGCGGGACUUCUUUUCUCUUGAUUUCCCGAGAAAUUUCGUGUUCUGUUUCACUCUCUGUGAUUGAAAAUCUAUUGCACAUAAGAUGUUUGAUAAAAUUCCCUUGAAUCGAUGCUCAGAUUUUGUUUGGGAGGUUUUGGUUAUUGAAUGAGCUUAUUGCGCCUCAAUUUGCAGGACUUUCUGUGAUUUCCUUGCUUCUACUUUUUUCAUUCUCUGAACUGGCUUUCUUGAUUUGAACUCGCUGUACUUCAUUUCUCUUGAUUUCCCGAGAAAUUUCGUGUUCUGUUUCACUCUCUGUGAUUGAAAAUCUAUUGCACAUAAGAUGUUUGAUAAAAUUCCCUUGAAUCGAUGCUCAGAUUUUGUUUGGGAGGUUUUGGUUAUUGAAUGAGCUUAUUGCGCCUCAAUUUGCAGGACUUUCUUGGAGGUGGAAGCGAACUAGUUGUGCAGAAAAAAUGCUGCCGCAACGGAUGAAGACGGCCAUUACAGAUAACCCGAAGAAGCUUGCUAGCUUGAUUGAUCUCGUAAACCUUCCUUCAACUCUCAGGGAGUUUGUGGGACAGUCCCAAAUUUCUCGUCUCGGCUGUUUCAAGUAUGUGUGGUCAUAUAUCAAAACCAAUAAUCUUCAGGAUCCAACCAACAAGAAUGUGGUCAUUUGUGAUGAGAAGUUAAAGAGUAUAUUGCUAGGCAAGUCCAAGAUUGAGCUAGCCGAACUUCCCGCGCUGAUUAAAUUACAUUUUCCCAAGAACCCCAAGUGAGUUAUGCUUCCAGUUUAACCUCUGCCACAUCCAGAAUGACCUCUUCAAUGUUUAGCCUCAAUUUUGUAUGAAUCUCCUUCUAGGUUUCUUUUAUAUAUAAGAUCAUAAAUUUAUUUGACUCUUCUUGUACCUCAUGCCUUAUGCUUUGUUACUCGUUUUAUUUUAUCAAGUUGUAACAA